This is a messenger RNA of Loxodonta africana (African savanna elephant), 2238 nucleotides long. RefSeq names its product family with sequence similarity 13 member C (gene FAM13C). Lineage: Eukaryota; Metazoa; Chordata; Mammalia; Proboscidea; Elephantidae. The transcript has 13 exons. The record is from RefSeq and is a predicted model, not a curated record. The coding region runs from base 1 to 1632 and encodes 543 amino acids.
AUGUUUUCUUGUUUCUGUUUCAGCCUUCAGGAUAAUUCCUUCGGCAGCACCAUUGUAACAGAGUGUGACGAAGACACAGUCACUCUACAUGAAGAACAGACUGAUUGCUCCAGUCUCAGAGAUGAAAACAAUAAAGAAAAUUACCCUGACGCCAGGGCUCUCCUAGAGGAGUGUCCUCUGCCCUCGUGCGAGCCGCAGCAGCAUGUAGAGCAGACCUUGCUGGUGGACAGCCUGUGGCGACCCAGCAUGGGCAACUUCAAGUCCCGGAAGCCCAAGUCCAUCUUCAAAGCAGACAACGGGAGGAGCCACACAGAAAAUCAGGAGACAGAGCACCUGGCGCCUGGCCAGUUGGAGUGUCAGGGGAGAGCAGGAACGCCAGCUCAUGAGAAUCCACAAAACAACACCUUCAGGUGCCAAGAAACAGUGCAACUUCAACCAAGAAUAGACCAGAGGGCUGCCAUCUGGUCAAAGGAUGCUUUGGAAACUCGGCAGGACUUAAAUGAGGAAGAAGCUGCUCAGGUGCCUGGAGUCAAGGACCCAGCCACAGCGUCAACCCAGAGCUUGCCUGCCGAAACCGCGGAUUCUGCAGAGCCCGCACCAGUCCACAAAGACUGGCAAAAUGAAGCUGACGAUGGACCGGAUGACCUCCAGUCUGUUGGGCCCAGCAGGCUGCUUUAUCACAUAACUGAUGGGGACAAUCCACUCCUGUCACCGCGAUGCUCCAUCUUCAGCCAAAGCCAGAGAUUCAACUUAGACCCUGAGUCCGCCCCUUCCCCACCUAGCACUCAGCAGUUUAUGAUGCCCCGAAGUUCUUCACGAUGUAGCUGUGGGGAUGGCAAGGAGCCACAGACCAUUACCCAACUUACCAAGCACAUCCAGAGCCUCAAGCGGAAAAUUCGGAAAUUUGAAGAAAAAUUUGAACAAGAAAAGAAGUACCGGCCUUCACAUGGUGACAAGACUUCUAAUCCUGAAGUCCUGAAAUGGAUGAAUGAUUUGGCUAAAGGUCGUAAACAGCUCAAAGAACUAAAGCUGAAGCUGUCGGAAGAACAAGGGAGUGCCCCCAAAGGCCCACCUAGAAACCUGUUCUGUGAGCAACCCACAGUCCCCAGAGACAACGGGAAGCCAGAAGCUGCAGGCCCUGAGCCAAAUUCCUCUGGAGAGGAGACCCCAGAUGCUGUGUUGAAAUGCCUGAAGGAGAAGAGAGAGCAGCUUCCCCCCCAGGAGGAUGCUAAGGUAAUUAAGCAAGACAAGAACCUCAUAAAGCCUCUUUACGACCGAUACAGAAUUAUCAAGCAAAUCUUAUCAACACCUUCCCUAAUCCCAACAAUUGAGGAAGAGGACUCUGAUGAAGAGUGUCCACGGGGAAGCCAACAAUCUUCUUUGCCAGAUCCAGCAUCUCACAUCCCUGUUGGUGACCACCUCACCUACUCCAGUGAAAUUGAACCUGUUGGGGCCCUGCUACCAGAUGAAAAGAAAGAAGUCAAACAACCAGCCCUCUCCAUGUCCAAUUUACAUGAGGCCACCAUGCCUGUGCUUCUUGACCAUCUCCGAGAAACGAGGGCUGAUAAGAAGAGACUUCGGAAAGCCCUAAGGGAAUUUGAAGAACAGUUUUUUAAACAAACAGGAAGGUGAGUGUGGGAAGAGAUAUUUUUUAAGUUAAUAUUUCCUAGAGAACUGUUGACAGGAAUAAGCUGCAACUUUCUGCAGAAACAGGGAGUUUAUAUAAGAGGUUAAAAAUUAUCAUAUUGGCUUAGACCUAGGAUUUGUUCAAUGCAACAUUCUAUAGUGCAAUUAUUAGGAAUGUUUUAUGGGAGGCUGUAGCUGUCAAGUGUGACAUCAACCUUUAAAAACUAAAGAACCUACUCCAAACAUCCCUAACUUUGCAUAAUAAAUCUCUUUUCAAGUGUUGAAUUUAUCUAAACUUUAAAAAAAACCUAUUAAAACCAUGUUAUCAGGAGGGACAAGUCCUUGGAGAAGGAUAUCACGAUUGGUAAGGUAGAGAGAUCAGCAAAAAAGAGGAAGGCCCUCAGUGAGAUGGAUUGGCACAGUGGCUUCAACAAUGGGCUCAAACAUAGCAACGAUUGUGAGGAUGGCACAAACCAGAAAGUGUUUUGUUCUGUUGUAUAUAGGGUCGCUAUGGGUGGAACCAACUCAACGGUUCCUGAUUACUUAGUUACACAGGUAUUCCCUACUUUAUUGAAGAAUAAUUUUUCUUUUGCUUUAAAUAUCUCCUUUAAA